Molecule: messenger RNA, 399 nt
Organism: Trichomonas vaginalis G3
Lineage: Eukaryota; Parabasalia; Trichomonadida; Trichomonadidae
Exons: 1
Coding region: 1-399 (132 amino acids)
Source: RefSeq, a predicted model, not a curated record
AUGGAAAACAAGCUUGAAGCAAAAGACAAAAGCAUUCAGAAAAGAAUACCACGUUCGGUACCAAAAGGAAAGGAAAAGAACUAUAAGUAUAUGAUUUAUACUGAAGAGAUGGAAAAUGAAGAAGAUAAAGAUAUGGUUAUGUUGCAUUUAGUCAGAAGAAACAACAAAAGCUUUUACGACCUUGCUAAGAUUUACAAAUCUGACAGAAAUUGGUUCUAUCGCGAAAACUUACCGAUUUCAAUGACACCGAAUGAAGAUGUGAAACAAAUAGUUCAAGAUACGUUACCUCAAACACACUAUGAUAUGAAAGGUUGUACAAUUCUUACCUUCAAAGAAGAUUUGCCAUUGUUAAAGGAAAAAAUAACAGAGUAUUUUGACAACUUCAAACAAGUAGGGUAG